GGGACUCAACAGGACUCCAGCUGUGGAGUCUGGCCUAGCACAGCUCCCACCCAGCUUUCUAGGGACAUCGGGGGACAUCGGUGCGCACAACAGGGACAGUUCAGAACACGGGUAGUCUGUGCACGCAACAGGGACAGUUUGAGACAGGGUAGUCUGUGCACGCAACAGGGACAGUUCAGGACACGGGUAGUCUGUGCACACAGCUGGGACAGUUUAGAACACGGGUGGUCAGUGCACACAGCGGGGACAGUUCAGAACACAGGUGGUCGGUGCACACAGCGGGGACAGUUCAGAACACGGGUGGUCGGUGCACACAGCGGGGACAGUUCAGGACACGGGUGGUCAGUGCGCACAACAGGGGAAGUUCAGGACACUCACGGU
Molecule: messenger RNA, 381 nt
Organism: Staurois parvus
Lineage: Eukaryota; Metazoa; Chordata; Amphibia; Anura; Ranidae
Source: the annotation of a GenBank genome assembly